Molecule: messenger RNA, 384 nt
Organism: Penicillium cosmopolitanum
Lineage: Eukaryota; Fungi; Ascomycota; Eurotiomycetes; Eurotiales; Aspergillaceae
Exons: 1
Coding region: 1-384 (127 amino acids)
Source: RefSeq, a predicted model, not a curated record
AUGCCUAUUACCAUCCAACAACGCCCGGCCCGGGCACUAGAAUACAAACAUAUCAUGCACAACGGGACCACCAACAACCAAACCAUACAUAAAAAAAGAAAGGCAGUAUCGUCAAAAAUCCAUUUCCUACAACCGUCUCAGUCCAGUCAGUCCAGUCCAGUCCAGUCCAGCGCAGACCAGUUCAGUCCAGUUCAGUCUAUCACCACCUGUGAUGGGACAAGCAAGACAAACCCACCGCAUGGCAUCGGCUUCGGCUUCGGCAUCGGCUCGCUUCUCAUCACCCAACCCAGCGUGCAAUCCCUCCAGCACAAAACCCCUGCAUCACUAGCGUGGGGGGCCAAGCCAUAUGGACACAAACACCAGACCAAGGCGACUCAAAAUUGA